AUGGAAGUUCUCAGACCACAACUGAUAUGGAUUGAUAAUCGAUGCUACAGAAAAAACCCACUCAAAGACAGCAAAGCCUUCAACCCUGAAAAUGAAGACUUCUUUGACUCAGAGUUCUCAAGCACAGCUUACAAUGAUGAAGUCUGUGGCUUGGAUGUGGACAUAGAAGAGACUAGCAAAGGUUUUCGUUUGAAAAUGGAAGUACCCAGUGCCUAUUACAAGUUCAUUAUAGGCAAAAAAGGAGAGACCAGGGCACGGCUUCAGGUGGAAACUCACACACAGAUUCACAUCCCAAAAGUUGGGGAUAAACAGGAAGUAAUUGUCAUUGAAGGCCAUGACAAGAAAGGGAUAAUUUCUGCCAAGACAAGAAUUGAUGUUAUCAUUGAUUCUGCCCGUCAGCGACAGCAAUUUACUCACUUCUUGUCCAUACCAAUCAAUUCAGAUGAGGUGGUUAUGGGUUUUGAGGAUUUCAAGUUGAAGGUGCUGAAAAUCUUUGAUGGGGACAGAGGCCUUGACUCAAGUUUGUUUCAAAACCCAAAGAAGCUGCACUUGACAGUUGGAACUCUUGUUCUGCUGAGUGCCAAGGAGAUUGAGAAGGCUUCCUCUUUGCUACAUGCAUGCAAGGCAGAGUUGGUAGAACCUAUACUAAGAGGUCAAAGGUUAGAAGUUCAGGUGAAAGGUCUGGAGUAUAUGAAUGAUGACCCAGGAGCAGUUGAUGUACUCUAUGCUAAAAUUGAACCAGGAGAAGCUUGUGAACGACUGCAACUUCUUGCGGACAGACUUGUAGACAGGUUCACAAGUGCAGACCUCAUGCAGCGAGAGUAUGACCGUGUCAAAGCUACAUAUCCCUCAGGUACUUCAGUGCCAAAAGUCGACCAUAAUUCUAGACGAGGAAACAAGCUGCGGGAGUCUUUUGAUGCCUCUGGUAUUCUGAAGAAAUUUCCAGAUUUCAAUUUUGGAUCGCAGCAUAUAUCCAGCAUCCAUCUUUCUGAGAGAUUCUCCACAGGCCAGGAUGAAUAUUAUGAAUGUGUGACCUCUGUGCCAUUGCCCAGUUAG
Molecule: messenger RNA, 1056 nt
Organism: Candidula unifasciata
Lineage: Eukaryota; Metazoa; Mollusca; Gastropoda; Stylommatophora; Geomitridae
Source: the annotation of a GenBank genome assembly